UGCUGUAAACAAAAAAUGCCGUAUAUUUUUUUAUUGACAACGAUUGAGAUUGAUUGUUGUGGACUAAUUUAAUAAGAAAUUAUUUUGUGUGUUUCAGAUAACAAGUUAAACAACAAAUUUAGCAAACGGAAGCAGCAAAUUCCAUAGAAAACUGAAGCUGAAGAAAAUACUAGAAAAGUAUUGUGUGUGAGGGGUGAGCUAAGCGAGCGCUAAGUAAACGUAAAAACAACACAUACAAAAAAGUUCCGGCAAAAAUGUCACAUACCAUUUUGUUGGUGCAACCCGGCGUGCGUCCAGAAACCCGGACAUACAGUGAUUAUGACAGUGUCAAUGAUUGCAUGGAGGGAGUCUGUCGCAUCUACGAGGAACACCUGAAGCGCAUCAAUCCCAAUACACCCACCAUCACAUACGAUAUCAGUCAACUGUUCGAUUUCUUAGAUCAAUUGGCUGACAUCAGUUGCCUCGUGUAUCAAAAAUCCACCAAUACAUAUGCACCCUACAACAAGGAGUGGAUAAAGGAGAAAAUAUAUGUGCUACUGAGACAGGCUGCCGGCAGUACAAACUGAUAGGGGAAUUAAAUUAUGAACAUAUUACCAGCAAUCGUAGACACGGGAAAUGAUGGCAUGCAGCGCGGCCUGAGCCUACCGUCAGUAGUUUCACUAGGCGCUGCAAGUCCUUUUUUAGAACAACCAUUGAAUCAUCGUCAAUGAUCAUCGUAUUCAGUUGUUUUUUACUGAAUAAAUGUAUUAGGAAUAUUUAAUUUUUUUAAUUAUUUUAUUUUCUUUUUCCUUUUUUUAUUUCUAAAUAUGUAUUUAUAUUUGAAUUUCCUCAUUAAAGUCAAGAUUUUGUUUACUUUUUCUUGUAUAUUAGAUCGACCAUGAUUUUCAAAACAAAUUACUCAAAUAAAAUACAUGUUAAAUCAUUUUUCUCAUAAUAAGAAUAAUUAGUAACAACUGUAAAAUGGAUAAUAGAUACCGUAUUUUGUAUACAUUUCUUCUACAAUUAUCCACAAAUGAAUUACUCCAUAGUAUAAUACAUACUGUAAAAUGACUAAAAUAUAUAUUAACAAAACAAAAGAAAAACAGAAGCCAAUGACUGCCCAUGUAUUACAGUUAAUCAUUUCGUUUUCAAGUGUAUUGAAGUUUAAUUUCAACAUUUUCUCUUCUCUUAAAAUCUGUCAAUUUAUCAUGCAUCUUUUAUUUGUUCCUGAUUCACUCAAGAAUAAAAUAAUAUAAAUAAAAAAAGAAAACAAAACUAAAAUCAUUAGUUUUAAGGAAUCCGAUAAUUUUGUAAGUGUAUUAAAUGAUAAAAAAACAAAAUAAAUUAAACUAAUAACAAAAA
This is a messenger RNA of Musca domestica (house fly), 1341 nucleotides long. RefSeq names its product enhancer of rudimentary homolog (gene e(r)). The transcript is spliced from 2 exons. The record is from RefSeq and is a predicted model, not a curated record. The coding region runs from base 255 to 566 and encodes 103 amino acids. Lineage: Eukaryota; Metazoa; Arthropoda; Insecta; Diptera; Muscidae.